Molecule: messenger RNA, 1168 nt
Organism: Arachis stenosperma
Lineage: Eukaryota; Viridiplantae; Streptophyta; Magnoliopsida; Fabales; Fabaceae
Exons: 8
Coding region: 16-930 (304 amino acids)
Source: RefSeq, a predicted model, not a curated record
UAUAAGAAGGUAUUGAUGAAUCACUACAUUCCAUUCAAGCCAGAGAGUUACAACAUGAUUAACCCAAAGCUCUACCUUCCCUUUAUUCUUCUUUUUAUUUUUCAUUUAUUCUCUCUUGUCUUGACACGAAAAAUAUCUGAGGUUAGCUAUUAUCUCAUUUAUCACCAAAGCGGAUUCAUAAUAUAUCCAAUGGGAUUAGAACCAAUUCCUGUGCCGCCUCCGGGUUCACCUCCGCCACCCCCUCCACCUCCAGAUUGGCCGCCUCGUCGGCCGCGUCCUCGCCCACCUCCUCGUCCUAAUUUGCUACCUUAUCAUACUGAUUUGUUGGGUUACCAUUCUAAUGCCUUUCAAGGGAUUAAGAAAAACCCUAUGUAUACGUCUCACCUAGUUGGUUACUAUCCUUAUUAUGAUUAUCAACCUUAUAUUCCUUUUCUGGUGCCUUCAACAACAAGCAAUCACUAUACUCAUACAUCUACCCCUCCUGCCUUAAUAAGCAUGCAAGAUACUAUUGGGGUAGAAUACUUUGACAAGGAUGUGAGAAACAAUUUCAAGCAUCCAACAUUGUUGAAGGAUUUGGAAAGAGGACAAAGACAUGACCCUGCAUAUGUAGAUCCUUCUUCACGGGGCAUCUACCUGAGGGAGGCUAGUGCUUUCCAACAAUCUACUGAGUGGACAGUGGAAGUUGAUCCAAAAUUUCAUGAGGAUGCCAACAAAAUUGGAGAAUUGGCUGUGUUUGAGGAGCACAUUGAAUUACAUUCUACAGAUAGCUCAGUUGUGAAAGCCCCUGAUUAUCUACUGCUCACUAAGAAUGGUCGUACCUUCAACAACAUUUGGAUUGACUCUGAGUAUGCACCAUAUGGAACCUCGAGUGUAUAUUGGGUGCAUAAAAUCCGGCCCUGUGCUUGCUCAGAAGGGAGUGAAAUAUCAUAAACAUGAAUACUGGAAGUUUGGUGAGGUAUCAAUGAAGAUUAUGCAAUGAAGAUUAAGCUGAUUAUAAUUGUGGUUUAUUGGCUAAGAUAGAGUACUGUUUAGAAUCUUUAUAUGUAUGGUGACUAAUGACUUUUAUUAGAAAAUACUUAUGUACGUAGGAUAUGCUUUUUUGUAGAGUAUUACUAGUAAAUUCUAAGUGAUAUUAUGGUUAUUUUGAUAUGGCUAUGCUUACUUUAGU